AUGGAGCACUCGCUGUCGCGCACCGCAAGCGUAGAGAGCACCCGCUCAUGGCAGCAGCUGAUGGCCGGGUCGUUGCCGGCAGACAGAAAGGCCAGGUCGAGUGAGCCGGAGACGGGUGGAGAUUCUGUGGGCAGGGCCAGUGUAUCGCUGCCACCCUCUGGAUCGCAGGCAAUCCGACAGCUUCCCCAGCGGCGGGCGUCCAAGGCGUCGGACAGCAUCUUGGAUCUUUUUGGCCAUGCGCGGAGCAGCAACAGCACCAACAGUACCAAUGGCUCUGCUAUCGACGAGGUAGAGACGACGCCUACGCUAGAGGGUACCCGCACCAGCAGUCUUGUUCCAUUGAAUGCCCUGAUGCUCCCGGACGCCCUGAGACCACCACCACCGCGACCACCACCCGACGCCGAAGUGCCCGAGAACAAGCGCCUGUCGUUCUCGUCGCUGUACUCGAUCGGCUCUGCCAUCUACGCCAACACACGCGGCCACAGCUGGAGCGGACGCAGCUCGCUGGCAGGCUCUGAAUUCGACGCAAAGAUGGAAGGCGCCCCCCACACCACGACGGCGACGUCCUCGCUGACGGUCGAAACCACGCGCCAGAACGGCACCCUGGGCCCCAAACUCUCGCCCACGCAGGCGCUGUUUCCCCAGGAGCAGCCCGCAAGUGCCACCCCCAGCCUGACGCCCUCGAAUGCCUCGGCCACCAAUCUGGCUCUGGCCGCCCAGGCAGGCCUCUCCACGCAGCCACGCCGCUCGCGAAGCCGCACCGCCCAGCGCCGCAUCAGCGGGAGCACCGCCACCAGCAGCAGCCCCGCCAGCAGAGACAUGCGCGAGAAGAAGCCCACCAAGGGCAUCAUCGGCGUUUGCGCCCUCGAGUCCAAGGCCCGCAGCAAGCCCGCCCGCAACAUCUUCGGCAAGCUCGUCGAGGAGUUUGACGUCAAGAUCUUCGGCGACAAGAUCAUCCUGGAACGAGGCCGUCGAGAACUGGGCCCCUCCUUCUUCUCUGAUGGCUUCCCGCUGGACAAGGCCAUUGCCUAUGUGCGCCUGCGCAAGCCCUUCUGCGUCAAUGACCUGCCCAUGCAGCAAGUCCUGUGGGACCGUCGCCUCUGUCUGGGCAUCCUCGACAAGCUGAGCGUGCCCACCCCCAGGCGCAUUGAUGUGACGCGCGACGGCGGGCCCCGACUUCAAUCGCCCGAAUUCGCAAAAUCCGUCUUCGAGCGGACAGGCCUGAAGCUCCAAGGCCCCGAGGAUGGCACAGGUGGCGGUGUACAGCCGCCCAAGCAUGUCGAGCUCGUAGAUGACGGCAACACCAUCCUCGUUGACGGCGUCACACUGACCAAGCCUUUCGUCGAGAAGCCGGUGAGUGGCGAAGAUCACAACAUUCACAUAUACUUCCACAAGAAGGAUGGCGGUGGCGGCCGACGACUCUUCCGCAAGGUUAACAACAAGAGCUCGGAGAAGGACGACACUCUUGAAGUGCCUAGGUCCAUUCUCGAUCCCACAAGCAGUUACAUUUAUGAGCAAUUCCUCCAGACUGAGAACUCUGAAGACGUUAAAGCAUAUACUGUUGGGCCAUCUUUCUGCCAUGCCGAGACUCGCAAGUCGCCUGUCGUCGAUGGCCUGGUCAAGCGUAAUCCGAGUGGAAAGGAGGUUCGCUAUGUGACCAAGCUCAACGAACAUGAGGCUGCAAUGGCAUCAAGAAUCUCUGAAGGUUUCGGCCAACGAGUCUGCGGCUUCGAUCUCCUGCGCACUGACGGCAACAGUUUCGUCAUCGACGUCAACGGAUGGAGCUUUGUAAAGGACAAUGGCGACUACUAUGACAGAGCGGCCAACAUUCUUAAAGACAUGUUCAUCAAGGAGAUACAUCGCAAACAACGCAAAGACGCCGCCCAGUCUGCCGCUGCUGACGCACAAAAGGCGCCUGAAGACGCUGCCACAGCCCGCAAGAGCGAACACCGCAAGGUUUUCGGUAAGAUAUUCAAGAGUCCUAAAAUCUCGCUUCCUCCCGUCUUCGACGACGCCGAUCUGCAUCUCGAGCCAGAAGCCUCGCAAUCGGAAGAGCAAAUCCCGGUACCUCCACCAGCUUCUGCGGCACAAUGGAAGCUGAAGGGUGUGGUCGCCGUAGUCCGACAUGCUGAUCGAACGCCUAAGCAAAAGUUCAAGUACACCUUUCAUUCGAAGCCGUUUGUGGAUCUGCUGAAGGGCCAUCAAGCUGAAGUGCUGUUGAUAGGUCAAGUUGCACUUCAGAGCGUCAAUGAUGCGGUUAAGGUGGCCAUGGACGAGGAGCUUGAAGACAUGAAGAAGCUUCGCGAGCUGCAGUUGUACCUCAACAAGAAGGGUGCUUGGCCAGGGACCAAGGUUCAGAUCAAGCCCAUGUUCCGCAAGAGAAAAAAGGAGGAACUUUUGCCAGGAGAAUCGUUGCCUCAAGACACUACGGACGCGCCACGACAAGGGUCAGUAUCUGGCGAAGGGAAGGACGCCACGUCCGCUACUUCCGAUGAGACAGAAAUCGAGCGACUGAAGAACAGAAGUGAUUCCAUGUCCGGUGUCACCUUGUCUCGCAUAACCGCUCAGGAUAACAAUAUGGUCCUUGACAAAUUGCAACUAAUCAUCAAGUGGGGUGGGGAGCCAACGCACUCUGCACGUCAUCAAACGCAGGACAUGGGUGCUAAUUUCCGCAACGACUUGAUGCUCAUGAACCGGGAUGUCUUGGACGAUGUGAGCAUUUUCAGCAGCUCAGAGCGAAGAGUCACAACGAGUGCCCAAAUAUUUGGCGCAUCUUUCCUCGACAAGGAUCAGUACCUAGAGGAACGUAUCUCGGUACGCAAGGAUCUUCUCGACGAUUCCAACGCAGCGAAGGAUGUCAUGGACAAGGUCAAGAAGAAGCUCAAGACGCUUUUGCGCGCAGGGACCAAAGCGCCCCCGCAGUUUGCAUGGCCAAAGGAUAUCCCGGAACCCUAUAUUGUUGCCAGACAAGUCGUGGAUUUGAUGAAGUUCCAUCAGCGUGUCAUGAACCACAACUUCAAAAAGAUCGAUUCCGAAGCCGUCUCAUCGCUCACUGCUAUUCAGUCUCCACCAACCCAGCCAACUACCCCUGGGCAGUCUCUACAUCAACACACGAACGUCAACCACAUCCAGUCGCGUUGGUGCUGUAACGAAGGCCCAGAACUGUUCAAAGAACGAUGGGAGAAGCUCUUCAAAGAAUUUGCAGAUGCGGAUAAGGUCGAUCCUAGUAAGAUCUCAGAGCUGUAUGACACCAUGAAGUUUGAUGCACUACACAACCGUUCUUUCCUCGAAUGGGUCUUCACUCCAGACGCCACUUUCGUUGAUGAGGAUCCAAUCGUUGAAAGCUCGAAACAAAACUCCCCGGAACAAUCUGGCAAGAACACACCCACACAGUCCGAGCAGCCAGUCAAGUCUGAUCUAAGAGACAUCAACAAGGAGAUCAACCCAGAGAAACCUCUAGAGCAUCGCGCCAGUCUCAGUCAUCGUAUGGGUUUCCGGCGUAAAUCCGAGAUCGCAAUCAAGCCUGCUCCAGUACCGUCGUAUGUCAACGAAUCAUACUUCAAGCUCUACACUGGGCUUGGCACCGCUGCAUCUAAAGCUCAGAUCGAUGCUCGCCUUGUCAAGUUACGCGAAAUGUAUCAUAUGUGUAAAGUAUUGUUUGAUUACAUUGGUCCACAGGAGUACGGUAUUGAGAGUGAAGAGAAGCUCGAAAUUGGCUUGCUCACCUCACUACCCCUUCUGAAGGAGAUUGUGGCAGACCUCGAGGAGCUGCAAGCAUCAGAUACGCCAAAGUGCUUCUUCUACUUCACCAAAGAAUCUCACAUCUACACCCUACUAAACUGUAUCCUGGAGGGUGGUAUCAAGACCAAGAUUGAGCGCAACGCUAUUCCAGAGCUUGACUACUUGUCUCAGAUCAACUUUGAGUUUUUAACCGCCCACCAGGAUUGGAAGGAGGUACUCGAGACACUGCGCGCUAAAUUCCAUACUGUCAAGCUCCCCAAAUCCUUCGUUGCAAUCGACCUUAGCCAAGACAGCAACGGUGACCGUCGCGGCAAUGGCAAAAUGAAAGAGAACGGUGAUGCGAAGUCGGAAGAUGGCGAAAGAGGUAGAUCGGAAGAGCGACAAGAUGAAAUCAUGCUCCCAAUUGCAGGCGACGUGGCUAACAUCGCCUCACCUGUUUCAACGCUCGAUUCAGGGGAGGGGAGAGAGGGACUACAGCCGGCAGUGCUACCACCACCUGCUCUAGACCCUUGAAAGGGCUUCUAGAGCCAAGUUACGUUAGUAAGAGAUGCAUGUUCUAAUUGGACUUUUGAGACCACGGAGGCUGUAUCAAUAUCAUACAGAGGCGCCAGGUGUACAGUAGGAGGAUGGGAGGCUUUGGACAACACGCAUCGUUUUAGCGUCGCUGCGUAACGGAAACAUAAUUCUUCAAAGACUGCAAAAUGGAC
Messenger RNA from Parastagonospora nodorum SN15, 4448 nucleotides. RefSeq lists its product as hypothetical. The record is from RefSeq and is a predicted model, not a curated record. NCBI's taxonomy places the organism in Eukaryota, Fungi, Ascomycota, Dothideomycetes, Pleosporales, Phaeosphaeriaceae. Gene Ontology annotation, cellular component: cytosol. The coding region runs from base 1 to 4254 and encodes 1417 amino acids. Gene Ontology annotation, biological process: inositol phosphate biosynthetic process; inositol metabolic process. The transcript is spliced from 5 exons. Gene Ontology annotation, molecular function: diphosphoinositol pentakisphosphate kinase activity; 5-diphosphoinositol pentakisphosphate 1-kinase activity; inositol hexakisphosphate kinase activity.